This is a messenger RNA of Kogia breviceps (pygmy sperm whale), 2049 nucleotides long. It is a transcript of the gene RAB24, whose product is annotated as RAB24, member RAS oncogene family. Gene Ontology annotation, molecular function: GTPase activity; GTP binding. The record is from RefSeq and is a predicted model, not a curated record. Gene Ontology annotation, cellular component: Golgi apparatus; endosome. Lineage: Eukaryota; Metazoa; Chordata; Mammalia; Artiodactyla; Physeteridae.
UCGCUGUGCUCCGGGCCGGAGCCAGGUUGGAGGGACCCCUACCAGGCUCUGUGGGGAAACCGUGCAGGAGCGGCCCCUAAGCCGGGCGGGCGAGCGAGUAGCGGAGCGAGCGAGCGAGCCGGACGCCGGCGUUGAGUGGGCUUCCCCGCACGCUCCCAGGCCGCCCCGGGUCCUGGGCUCUCAGGAGGAUCAGCACCCGGGGCCGAAGAGCGGGGGCGGACGGAGGCGUUGCUGUAGCUCAAUAUCGUCGCGGCGUCUGGAGCCUUAGGUUGGCGCCUGGGGUCGGGGACUGAGGCUCGGGCGCUGCCUGCCGGAGUGGAGAUCCGGUUUGCCUUCCGCCCCCGCUCAGGACCCUGACGCUGGUGAGGCAGCCCCGGGAGCAUGAGCGGGCAGCGUGUGGACGUCAAGGUGGUGAUGCUGGGCAAGGAGUACGUGGGCAAGACGAGCCUGGUGGAGCGAUACGUGCACGAUCGCUUCCUGGUGGGGCCCUAUCAGAACACCAUUGGGGCCGCCUUCGUGGCCAAGGUGAUGUCCGUCGGAGACCGGACGGUGACUUUGGGUAUUUGGGACACAGCAGGCUCUGAGCGCUAUGAGGCCAUGAGCCGAAUCUACUAUCGGGGCGCCAAGGCUGCCAUCGUCUGCUAUGACCUGACGGACAGCAGCAGCUUUGAACGGGCAAAGUUCUGGGUGAAGGAACUGCGCAACCUAGAGGAGGGAUGUAAGAUCUACUUGUGUGGCACCAAGAGUGACCUGCUGGAGGAGGACAGGCGGCGCCGACGUGUGGACUUCCACGACGUCCAGGACUAUGCAGACAAUAUCAAAGCUCAGCUCUUUGAAACAUCCAGCAAGACAGGCCAGAGUGUGGAUGAGCUCUUCCAGAAAGUAGCAGAGGAUUACGUCAGUGUGGCCGCCUUCCAGGUGAUGACAGGGGAAGCUGCCAGGACCAGACUUCCUUCCUGCCACUCUGUUCUCACGAGGCAACCUGGGAGUCCAGCUCCUGUGAGUAGACGCUGCCAAGCCUGGAAAAGGAUCUCUGAUGCACUUCAUACCCUGACUGUAGUGUGGGGUGGAGGAUGUAAAGAAUAAAAUAAUUAUUUUCAUCAAUGCUAAAGAUGUAGAUUUGGUAGUUGUUCAUAAGAGGAUCAACACAGUGAUUUAAAUCACUUCAAACUCAGUAACUUCAGGGGGAAGCAGACAUUUAAAAACUUGGAUGCUUUUGUAGCAAUCACAACUGUUUUGCUAUUAGAAUGGGUUUGCUCCAGUAGAGAAGCAAAUGAGGCUUUGAAUUCAAAUUUCAACAGUUUCCAUAAUUUUUUCUGACUUAACAGGGCUAGGACAGUUAUUAGUUCUCUAUCUACCUAUGGAAGCUAUGGCUUCCCCCUCAGAAAGGCUUCCUGGGGAAGUGGCUUAGAGGCAGACACUCUAUUGAGAUCCUGAUUUACAAGCACUUGGCCAAAUGCCAAAAUACCAUCCUACACAAAGAUCAGGAGUUUCUAAGAGUAAAGAUUUCCUUUUAACUGCCAAGUCACACCCCCUGGAGAAAAGGUCUCAGUAUAGGUUCCAGGAGAAUCCCCAAAGGAUGGCAAGGUCACCCCCCCCCCCCGCCAAUGGGUCAUGCAAGAGUCUCACUUCCCAAAAGUCCUUCCGACUCUGCUUCUAAUUGUAUAGUGACUGCUUUCAUGAUGUUAACAAUCUAGUAUCAAAUGCUAUCAGUGGGCCUGAGAGUUGAACAUCUAAUUUCCAAUCAACCUAAGAGAGUCUUACAAUGGCCCUCAUGAAAGCCGGGCUGGCUGUCCAUCCAUUUAAAUAAACAGCUUCAGAAGUUGUUUCCUACGCAGGUCUAGAAGGAAGCUUUCCAGUGAAUGGGAGAAUGGAAAAAACUGAAACAAAACCACAAAGUGGCCCACCUUUCCCUCACUCCUUCCUGUCCUGUGAGACAUAUCUAGAGUGGCUGUCAAGUCAAUUACCUACCAAAGCCUACAUCAGAGAAGCUCCUUCAGGAUCAAACUUCUCCACUUAAAAUUUUUACAUAGCCUGCACACCACCCCC